Uranotaenia lowii is the source of this 4105-nucleotide messenger RNA. RefSeq names its product frizzled-like. Gene Ontology annotation, biological process: non-canonical Wnt signaling pathway; canonical Wnt signaling pathway. The record is from RefSeq and is a predicted model, not a curated record. Gene Ontology annotation, cellular component: plasma membrane. Lineage: Eukaryota; Metazoa; Arthropoda; Insecta; Diptera; Culicidae. Gene Ontology annotation, molecular function: Wnt-protein binding; Wnt receptor activity. The coding region runs from base 993 to 2795 and encodes 600 amino acids. The transcript is spliced from 5 exons.
CUCGUUGUGUGAGGGAGUGAGCGGGCGGCUGUUCUGGACGAUUUUCGGGAUGGUGUUUGUUGCCACUUGUCUUUAGUAGUGUUUCGGACGCUUUCGCUGUCGGUGGCACGUAUUUUCGGGUUUCCGGACACACGGUCGUUUCGUUGGUCGAGUUUCAGUGUUAACAGACGGCGGCGUUUAAUAGCUUGGUGAUAUGAUCUGUAAUUAAUUAGGAAGCUUGUCUGAACUCUGUUAGAGUUUUUAGUGUGUUGUAUUACUUUUUUCUGGUCUUCUCAGGAGUGUUGAUAACGAUUGACAGAUUUCAAAUUUGGUCGGUCGGGUAGAUCAAACGGGUGGCUCAUCUUGUCAGUUGGUGAUAAGUCAUUCGGUGUAGAUAGCGGUGUAGUGUUGUGUCAACAGCGCGUCUGGAAUUCGUCAACGGGCGAUGUGAAACAACGGCACUCGAAACAGGAGUUGGGGUUCUGUGAAGCUUGUCCGUCCAAGGAGUGGGAUGGGAGCAACGAAACGUGGUUGAAGCAGGAGAACGGGGUGAAUGGUCUGGUCUUGUGCGUAACGAGCCGAGUGUCGGCGGCAGUGAAAAGAAGAUCGAGUUUUAUUGCAUUCAAGUGCGAAGAGUAGAAUGUUGCAAAUUACGCCAGCAGUAGAGCUCUGUUCUGUGAUGUAUCAACGGGUCCACGUGGUAGUGUGAGUGAGCAAGAGUAUCUAUAAAUAAAUAUCGUAAGAGGAGUCGGCGGCAAAGAAGAAAGUAGCGGCUCAAAGCACCGAUGUCCAUCAUCAUAUGGCAGCGGGCAGCGAUGAAGUGGUGUUGGUGUUGAAAGUGGCCUCUAAGCUGUAGGCUCGGCUUUUGAUGUUUCGUUCAUUGCGUUUUGAGAAUGGUUGUGUGUGAGUGUUAAAAUAACAACACUACAAAAGACGGGGUGUGAGGAGUUUAAUAAAGUUAAGGUCCAUACAAAGGAGAGCAAGAAGCCCCGUGAAGAAUCCCAUUUCAGGAAAUGGCAAAAAUGCGUUUGAUGAUGAAAGCCUUUGUGCUGGUGUUAAGCUAUGCAAACUUCGGAUUACCUAUUCAGCAAGAUUCCUACGGGGGUCAUGAAAUUUCCAGCAUUAGUUCGGAUGACUUUCAGCACCACAAUCGGUGCGAGCUCAUCACGAUUCCGUUCUGUACCGAUAUCCAGUACAACAAAACCAUCAUGCCAAAUCUAAUUGGCCACAACAAGCAAGAGGAAGCUGCCCUCGAGGUCCACCAAUUCAUACCCCUCGUCAAAAUCGACUGCAGUCCGGAUCUGAAGUUCUUUCUGUGCACUCUGUAUGCACCUGUCUGUACGAUCCUCAACCAUCCCAUCCCACCCUGCCGGAGCCUCUGCGAAAGUGCCCGCGUAUGCGAGACCAUCAUGCGAACGUUCGAUUUUCAAUGGCCUGAAAACCUCGAAUGUACCAAAUUUCCCGAAGAGGGCAAAGAGUUGUGUGUCACGCCAAACAAUUCAUCCGAAAGCACACCGAUGCCACCGAAUUCUAUGCAUCACACGACCAAACAUCAUCACCAUCAGCCGACGCGGAAGGGCAGCAGCUAUGGAGGCAUGGGGGUCAACUCGGUGGGGAUGGGCGUUGGAAUGGGAGGAGGGCUCGGUGGCACUGGACACCGGGAUUUGGGAUUCAUAUGUCCGGUUCAGCUGAAAGCACCGACCAUUAUGGGAUAUCAACUGACCGUUGGCGGAAAGGUCACUAAAGAUUGCGGAGCCCCGUGCAAUUCGAUGUUCUUCUCCGAGAACGAGCGAACCGUGCUCAAAUACUGGGUCGGAUCUUGGGCUGCGGUUUGCGUGGCCAGUUGCCUGUUUACGGUGCUAACAUUUAUGAUUGAUUCCUCCCGCUUCCGCUAUCCGGAACGUCCUAUAGUUUUCCUAGCCAUUUGCUAUCUAAUCGUGGGAUGUGCUUACGUCGCCGGCUUGGGAGCUGGCGAUACCGUGGCUUGCCGGGAACCCUUCCAGCCUCACAUCAAACUUGGCCGGAUGCAUAUGCUAUCGACAAUCACCCAGGGUCAUCGGCAAUCGACGUCGUGCACGGUGCUGUUCAUGGCCCUGUACUUCUGCUGCAUGGCCGCCUUCGCCUGGUGGGCUUGUUUGGCCCUGGCAUGGUUCCUGGCCGCUGGCCUCAAGUGGGGUCACGAAGCAAUCGAGAAUCGAUCGCAUCUGUUUCACUUGGUGGCCUGGGCGAUCCCGGCAGUUCAAACCAUUUUCGUACUGGCGCUUGGGAAAGUCGAAGGUGACGUCCUUUCCGGUGUAUGUUUCGUGGGCCAGCUGGACACCCAUUCGCUUGCCGUGUUCCUGUUGAUUCCCCUGUGCAUCUACCUGUCGGUGGGCGCUCUGUUCCUGUUGGCCGGAUUCAUUUCCCUGUUCCGCAUCCGGACCGUGAUGAAACACGACGGAACUCGGACGGAUAAACUGGAACGGUUGAUGCUGCGGAUUGGAUUUUUCAGCGGUCUCUUCAUUCUGCCAUCGCUCGGCUAUUUGGGCUGCCUGUUUUACGAGUAUUACAACUUCGACGAUUGGAUGGUCCAGUGGAAUCGGCAGAUGUGCAAGGUAUUUUCGAUUCCCUGUCCAACCGGGGCGGGGCUGAAGCACCUGGGACUGGACGAUGAACGGCCCAUUUUCCACAUCUACAUGGUGAAGUACGUUUGCUCAAUGCUCGUCGGAGUUACUUCCAGCGUUUGGUUGUGUUCUGGAAAAACGGUCAACAGCUGGAGGCAGUUUGCGGAAAGGCUGCAGGGAAAAGAUAACCGAAGUCGGGGAGCAUACGUUUGAAAUUGCUGGUCUUGUGCUUAAAUUUGCGUAGAGCUCGUGAGAUUUGGUUACUAGGUAAAGAGAUUGUAUCUAGGUAUUUCAAGAACGGCAUUAAUUAGGUUCAAUGGAUUACGGCGAUUCUGAGUCAGUGAUUUUUUAAGUAGAACUUUAGUCUCAUAAAGUAUAGCAAAUGUUUACACAUUGCGGAUCAAAUACGAGAUAUCUCUUUUUUCACUUUUCGCGAAUGUGCUACUCUUGAUGCGUGUGUUAACUCUUAUAAGUUUAAAUGAAACGUUACAAAUUAAAUAAUAAAAUUCUAUUUAACAAAAUUGAAAUCAACACUUUCAGUAAUUGAAGAAGACUAAAUUUGUAAAAUUUGGUCCAAUGGGUUUUGUUCGCGGCCCUUAAUGGGUUGAACUGAAUUCAAAACUAUUCAAACAUUUCUCCCAUAAGAACAACAGGAUUUAAUUUUUUUUAUUCUUGAGCUGACUGUAGAUUUUUGAAUCCUUAUAUGCCAAAAAAUCAAUCCAAUUUCGUCCAACUUGAACCACGUGACUUAUAGAUUUCCCGAUCGGUUUCUAACCGGAUUCGGAUAAGUGACAACUACAAUACAUAGCUCGAGUAAAGUCCUGUGAAAAAAAAAUAAACAAACAGAUAUCCUACAUAACAUUGCUUUAAAAUAUUCCCAAGUGCUUAAGCCUGCUUGCAGCUAAAACUACUGUUUCUGCUUUCAUAUGUAAAUACAAUUCAUUCAUGACAUUUUAGAACGAGAUGAUUAUCAUUUAGAACUAAUUGGUAGAUUAAAUCCCAGUAGAAAGUCUUAGAGUGUAUUUGUUAAUGAUAGACUGAUUAUUUUGAACCUAGAGAACCUUACUGUGCUAGAAGUGCUCCUGCUGCCAACAGCUUGUGCAAUGUGAGUAAAUGAAAUCAAAAUUAGUUUAAUUGAUUAAGUCCGAUAGAAUCAAAUUGUUCUCAAUUUGUUUUUUAAAGCUAUCAGUUUCCAACAAACAACAAUUUUUUUCAAAAGCAUCAAAUUUCAGGCUUGAAAAGUUUGAGAGUAAACCAGUUUAGUUCAAUCAAUAAUAUUUACCUGAUUCACUUAACGCACAGAUAUAUGUAUUCCAAUCAAACCAACCUUCACGCCAGACAUACAGAUGUUCAUCUAUAGUCUAAAAAUUCAAAAAAAAAAUUUUUUUUUCAUUAAGUUUCCUAGGCAAAUUAAUUUUUCAAAUGCCAUUAUUAAUUAGAAGCAAGAGAUUUGAUUCGAAUUGCGUUCAUUAGUUUAAGCUAGAAUUCGUGAAAAAUAAGCGAUGUAAAUAUGUACAAAUCUU